Messenger RNA from Miscanthus lutarioriparius, 795 nucleotides. The record is from the annotation of a GenBank genome assembly. NCBI's taxonomy places the organism in Eukaryota, Viridiplantae, Streptophyta, Magnoliopsida, Poales, Poaceae.
AUGCCGGCGGCGGCGGCGGCGGCGGGGGAAGGUGGGAAGGAGAAGGGCGCCAGCCCCGGCCCCGGCCCCGGGGGCGCGUGCGAGCUGUGCGGCGCCACGGCCAGGGUGUACUGCGGCGCCGACGAGGCCACGCUCUGCUGGGGCUGCGACGCGCAGGUGCACGGCGCCAACUUCCUGGUGGCGCGCCACACGCGCGCGCUGCUGUGCCGGGGCUGCGCGCGCCCCACGCCGUGGCGCGCCGCGGGCCCGCGCCUCGGCCCCACCGCCUCACUCUGCGACCGCUGCGUCCGCCGCGGCCCGGGGGCCGUGGGCGUCGGCGGCGACGAGGAGAUGGGCGGCGCGGGCGACGGCCGCGGGCACGAAGAAGAGGAGCACGACGACGGCGGCGAUGAUGACGACGAGGUGGUCGUCGAGGACGAGGACGACGACGAGGAGGAAGAAGAGGAUGAAGGGGAGGGGGAGAACCAGGUCGUGCCGUGGACAGAGGAGGCCGAGGCGACGCCGCCGCCCGUCGCCAGCUCCACGUCCAGCAGCAGCCGGGAGGCCCCCGCCAACGGCGCGAGCGGCGCAGAGUGCGCAAAGGAAAACGUGCCGUGCUCCACCUCGCAGCCGGGCCUGUGCCACUAUUCGUCGUCAGAGCGCCACGGCAGCCGCAGCGACGAGGCCACCUCUUCCCGGAACGGUGGCCGCUUCCUCGCCUCCCGCCACAGGAAGAGAUCACCCUCAGAUUUCUUCAGCUCUGAGUCCGCGCAAUCCGGCGAGGAAUUGCUCCAACGCGGGCAUUGGCCGAAAUGA